Messenger RNA from Aphanomyces invadans, 1415 nucleotides. RefSeq lists its product as hypothetical. The transcript is spliced from 5 exons. Gene Ontology annotation, molecular function: magnesium ion transmembrane transporter activity. Lineage: Eukaryota; Oomycota; Saprolegniomycetes; Saprolegniales; Verrucalvaceae. Gene Ontology annotation, biological process: magnesium ion transport. Gene Ontology annotation, cellular component: membrane. The coding region runs from base 40 to 1056 and encodes 338 amino acids. The record is from RefSeq and is a predicted model, not a curated record.
GUCAAAAAUCCCACCCCGUGGGAACGGUCCAAGGGCCACAUGAGCCACUUCGCGCACCGAGCGAUGCUGCUGGCUCAAAACAGUGCCAAGCAGGCUUCGUACCUGGCUGCGCAUCCGCCAUCCCCGCCUGCCGGACCAUCGGAUGACGCGGACGAGUUCAAGUGGAUCGGGUUGGCCAUCGUGAUCGGGUCGGCCAUUUUGUCCAACCUUGGCGUGAACGUCCAGAAGUUGUCGCAUGUCAAGGAGGAGAAGCGGUCGAUGUUUCAACGCCGUCCGUACUACGUCCGCCCCCUCUGGAUCAUCGGGAUGGCGUUUGUUGUUCUUGGAUCGAUCGGAGACUUUGAAGCCCUCGCGUUCGCACCACAAGCACUCGUUGCGUCUGUCGGUGGUGGAUGCACAGUCCUUGCCAACAUGGGGUUUGCCCACCUCUGGCUCGGCCAGCGCCUCACUUGGUACGAUGUGCUGGGCACGUUCUUCAUCUUGGUGGGGGUUGUCUUGAGCACGUUGGCCAACACCCCCGACGCCCAACUCACCAUCGUCGAACUCGAGCUGCAAUUUCAGCACCUCGAAUUCCUAGUGUACUUCUCCAUCAUGUGUCUGGUAUUAUUUGGGAUCUUUGGCGAGAUUCGAUCCAUUGCGCGGCGAUCUCGACUCACGCACGAGUAUUUGCACCGUCGGCUGCCGUACUUGUACGCGACGGCGUCGGGCAUUUUCGGAUCGUUCUCGGUCUUGCUGGCCAAAUGCACGUCGAUGCUGCUUUUGCUCACGUUUCAAGGGGACAACCAGUUUGUGUACCCCAUCACGUACGUGUUUGUCGGCGGCAUGAUCGCGACGUUGGUGCUCCAGACCGACUUGUUGAACCGCGCCAUCAUGUCUGGGGACACGCUGUCGGUGUUUCCAGUGUUUCAGUGCUUUUGGAUUGGGGUACGUCUUUGCGCAAACUCGGUGCGCCUACUUGCUCGAGAAGUCGCUCGAAUUUGUGUCUGGGCCAUGCCAACGCCGCGCUGUCUCCUAGUCGAGUGUCGUGGGCGGCGUUGUGUUUUACCAAAAGUUUGACUCGUUUACGUUGUUUGAAUGGAUUUCGCUCCCCAUCGCCCUCGCCUUGAUCAUUCUUGGCAUUUACUUGCUGACGCAAGUGGCCAACGACGAUGCUGCGUACGCGUCGUCAGUGGCUGCGACCGGCCGGUUCGGGUCGCUCAUGCCGCUGAGUCCGCCGCCCAUGUCAUCCACGCUGCGCACGCCCAUUUUCAGCCACGGGUCGUUUCGAAGCAAUGACUCGUACGGGUCGGUCAAGACCAAGGAAGCGGGGUCGGCCAAGUCCCCAGCAGAAGUAUAGUCAACCAUCACCCGCCUCGCCAUGCGCGACACUGGCGCGGAUUUGAAUUCACAGAUUUUUCCGUUGUCCCCCUUGUUUG